Molecule: messenger RNA, 1446 nt
Organism: Pteronotus mesoamericanus
Lineage: Eukaryota; Metazoa; Chordata; Mammalia; Chiroptera; Mormoopidae
Gene: TXNL4B
Product: thioredoxin like 4B
Exons: 4
Coding region: 305-754 (149 amino acids)
Biological process (GO): mRNA splicing, via spliceosome
Cellular component (GO): spliceosomal complex; U4/U6 x U5 tri-snRNP complex; U5 snRNP
Source: RefSeq, a predicted model, not a curated record
UAAAGUAGACCGUGACUGGAAUAAUGUGCCGAUUGGACUAUAGAGCUGUGUCAUCUACUACACCUGUUUUCCUUUUCCGUUUCCGUCUCCUUAAGUGUGCCGCCGAGGGUUGCUAGGCAACAGCCCCAGAGUUGCUUUGGAUUAGAGUCCCUGCGGCGUUUCCGGCGGAAGAAAGUAACCUCCAGUGUUCUGACUCUAAAGAAAAGACCGCGGUUGUUGACAGUCUUAAAUUGAAGAGAAAGAGGGAGGUGACUUGUACAAAUAAAGACUGACGGUGGGGGAUUAAUAUUUGGAUUAUUUCAAGAUGAGCUUCCUGUUGCCCAAGCUGACCAGCAAAAAGGAAGUCGACCAGGCAAUAAAAAGCACUGCAGAGAAGGUGUUGGUUCUCAGGUUUGGGAGAGACGAGGAUCCUGUGUGUCUGCAACUAGAUGAUAUUCUUUCUAAGACUUCUUCUGACUUGAGUAAAAUGGCUGCUAUUUAUCUGGUGGAUGUGGACCAAACUCCAGUUUAUACACACUAUUUUGACAUCAGUUAUAUUCCAUCUACUGUAUUUUUCUUCAAUGGGCAGCAUAUGAAAGUGGAUUAUGGGUCUCCAGAUCACACUAAGUUUGUGGGAAGUUUCAAAACCAAACAAGACUUCAUAGAUUUGAUUGAAGUAAUUUAUCGAGGAGCAAUGAGGGGAAAACUUAUUGUCCAAAGUCCUAUUGAUCCCAAGAAUAUUCCUAAAUAUGACCUUCUCUAUCAAGACAUUUAGCACAUUAACUGCUGUCAAAGUUGAAGAGAAAGGCACAUCUCGAGAAACAGUAUCUGAACGCAGCUGUGCUGUAUUUCUGGAUUCCUUCGGAAACGAGCUCAGUGUCCCAGUGGAGGAGAGGUUUGACUUGUAUAGAAAAUACCGGCCCCAAGCAGAAGACCCUGCCAGGACUGUGAUGAUCUGGGAAGCCUGUGUUUAUUCCCCGCAAACCUCAGAGCACUCAGAUCAACUGUGAUCAGUUUCCCUGCAUGAUUUGUUUGACUUUUCUCUAUAUUGUGCUUUUCUUUAUCCCUAAUGUAAUACAGAAUUCCCCUAAACAUUGGCUAGUACAAUUUGAUUUAACUAUGUUUAUUUGAUACACAAGUAAAAUGGAAGAAGCAAGAAUACUUACUUUCUACCCUAUGUGUACAUACACACCCCCCACCCUCAUCCUUGCCCAUUCCUCCACUCACAUAUUUAUAGCCAUCGUGCUCUUUUACUGCAGUCCUAAUUGUCCCAGUUUCGCUUGAAAUGAAUAAUUCUCUACUGAAAACAGGCAAGUUCGCUUUAUUUUGGAGCCUUCUGGCUCACACUUUGAAAACAGUGUCCUGGUUUGUAAAGUUACUAGCUUUUGUGCUGUUACAUUGCCCUGGAAGUGAAACUUGAACCUUUACCAUCCAGCACCCAAUUUGAGUUUAAAAAAAAAAAAAAAG